UGCGGAAUGCGCAAGAUGGGUAUGGUCCAUGGAUUGAAUAUUUAUACGGUUGAGUCCUGACUCGCAAUAAUGUUACAUCAGAGACUUUGCAAGCGCCUUCUUCCGUGGCGAUCAAUGUGCUUGAAGCAGCAAAACUCGUGAUCGUGGCGGCCUGCAGGUGUGUGCUGCUGUCAGUUGUGCUGCUGCAUUGUAGAUGCGAUAAGCAGCCCUGAGCGCCUCCUUUGGGAGCGUCAAUUGCAUCCAGCAUAACGCAUUUUAAAGCGUUAACAGGCGGCACGGGGUAGGAAAGAGAAGCGCAAGCCCUUAAGAGGAUGAAGCGGGCAAGAGGCUCCGCCCGUGGUCUACAUUAACACAGGGUGUCCAGGACGCGCAGGGCUGCCUAGAUGGCGCACUGAUUGAUGCAGGGACAUUGAAAGUGGAUGUCACUGUCAAUGUGAGCAAUAGUUGCUUCCUGACAGCCUGAAUCAGUGCUUCUGCAAGGGUUUGCAAACACAGAAGGUCAACAGGCACUGAAAAGCAGUGUUGCAGUCGGAGUUCAGCCCUUAUACAAUGCUGAGAUGGUUGGAAAACAGGAUGGUCGGUGGGGCAGCACCUUGAUCACGAGAACCAGGCGCAAUAAGAAGGCAAGCGAGUGGCACCAAGUUGGGGACCACCACACCAACCAAGUCAGAGGAUUAGCAAUCUGUUGAAUGAAUGUCACUUGAAGAUCCCUGCAUAGUUGAAGGAGUGGGAAACAGCCAACAAGCUUAAGUCCCCAGCCGGGUCCGCUUUUCUAAGCUUGGCACGGUGGCACCUCUCCCCAGCAACGCCUACUACUGGUCGCUACUGCUGCUGACGGACGGGGAUGCAAAAUAAAGCAUGUCAGGCAGCGACUUAAGAGCAGAGGCAGUACUGGCGCCAGCAAUGGGGUGUGCAGCUUCCAUCCCAGUUGUGCCAUACAAUAUGCAGGAUGGACUUUUCGGCCAAAGUGCAAAGCUGAGGGCGGGGCAAGAUUUGACCAAUGAUCUGCUUGACCAGCCUCGGUCGGCAGGAGUGGAAGGGAAAGCCAAGAGGCCAAACACGAUGGACCCUUCAUUGCUUCAAGCUGAUGGGGCCGCUGACAAAGUGUCCAGACAGGGAAGCUGCAGCUCUCUGAUGCCCCUCCUACAGAGUCCAAAGAAGCCGCUCGUGCACCAAGCAGAGCUUGCAAAUCCACUCCCCCGAGGCCCCACACUGGAAAACAAUUCUCAGAACCACUUCAGCUUGCAACAACCACGGGAGCAGGACUCCUCAGGGUGUGUUCCGAUGCAAGAAGCGGAGUCAACUGCGGAGUUGCUUCCAGGGUUACAAACGCGGGAUCCCAGAGAUGGGAUCAACGACGCAGUCUAUCCGGACAAUCUAUACCCGCUGCGGCCAGGGCCUGACGCACCCUUCAGCCCUAAGGGAGCUCCCAUCCCCAAUGAUGAAGCCUUCCGGCUGAGCGUUCUACACAGCUACAACAUCCUUGAUACAGCUCCAGAGGCCAGGUUCGACCGCCUCACUGCCUUGGCAUCCAUGAUUUUCAAGACGCCUGUGGCGCUGGUGUCGCUGGUGGACUCGGAGCGGCAGUGGUUCAAGUCGGACCACGGGCUCGGCUGCUGUGCGACGUCGCGGGAGGACUCCUUCUGCGCCUUCACGCUCCUCCCCUCGCGAGACCCUUGCCUCAUUGUCAGAGAUGCAACCAAGGACAACCGGUUCAGCAAGAACAACCUGGUGAUCGGACCACCGCACAUUCGCUUCUAUGCGGGCGCUCCCCUCGUCACGCAAGGCAGUUACAUUCUUGGAUCACUGUGCGUUAUCGACUUCAAACCGCGGGAGUUCACAGAUCAAGACAGGGAUCUGCUCAUCUCACUGGCUCAGCUGGUCGUUAUGGAGAUCGAGAAGCACACAAAAGCGCUCGAGCUGCAGCGCCUCCAAGCGGAGCGCUUCGAGGAGGACAAAAAGGGACUUCUGCAAGCCAUCGACGCGUUCAGCGAGGGCCUGGUCCUGUGGGACGCAUCAGAGGCGGCGCAGCCGAUCGUGUUUGUGAACGAGGGGUGGGAAGCGAUCACCGGGUAUAAGAUUGACGAAGUCAUUGGGCUGUCCAACAGCAGUCUGCUCAUGGGACCGUUGACGGAGCAGUGCAUGUCGGAUCAACUAGACCGAGCGUGCAACGAGGCGACGGAGUGUUCCGUGGAGGUGCUGCAUUACCGGAAGGACGGGACGCCCUUCUGGAACUGGAUGCGGAUACGGCCCGUGGAGUCCAAGAGCGAGAUGUUUGGCGGUGGAAACGGCGCAAAUCACCGAUACUUUUUCGGCGUACUGUCCGACUGUACGGUCCGCAAAGAGAAGGAGCUGGAACUAGAGCGGCGGCGGCUCAAGGAAGUGGAGGCGGAGGCGACCAUCCGAGCGAAGCGGUCCUUCGUCACCAACGUCAGCCACGAGAUCAGAACGCCCAUGAACGCUAUCAUUGCCUGCAGUCAACUGUUACAGGACUCAAGCGAUCUGAACGAGUCGCAACGGGAGCUCGCCCAAAUGAUCAACGGGUCGGGCCGGCAGCUCUUGUCGCUCAUCAACGAUAUCCUGGACUACAGCAAACUGGACGCGCGCAAGAUGGACCUGUCCCCGCGCGAGUUUAACCUGUGGGGAUGCAUCGACUUCUGCAUGGAGAUGCUGGUGCUCAAGUGCGAAAACAAGGGGCUGGACCUUUCCUACUCCCUGGACGAGAGCGUGCCAGACUGGAUUUGGGCCGACGAGGUCCGAGUGCGCCAAGUCAUCACCAAUCUCCUCAGUAAUGCCGCGAAGUUCACCGAGGAGGGGGGACAGAUCGAGGUCACCGUGAGCGCGCGUGCCGGGCGGCGGCGAGCAGUUUCAAAUGGGGGUUUCACUGGAGCAGGGGAGCCACCCCCCCACGCGGGGCACGCGCUUCCGGUGCACGAGAUCACGGUGUCGGUGCGGGAUACAGGGGUGGGGAUCCCGAAGGCGUUCCAGAAUGUGCUCUUCGAGGCGUUUACGCAGUGUGACAAUACGCGGACGAGGAAGUAUGAAGGCACCGGUCUGGGCCUGGCCAUCAGCAAGGAGUUGGUCGAACGAAUGGGCGGCCGCAUGUGGGUCGACUCCACGGAAGGCGUCGGCAGCACGUUCUUCUUCAGCAUCCACGUGCACGGCUCGCUCAUCGAGACCAACGGCGAGCCGCAUCUAGUUGCCGGGAGCGCGGCCGGCCGCGCCGCGACGCCGCUCACGGGCAAGCGCGCGCUGCUCGUGGGCGCGAGCAAGGCGUUCAAGCGCAUGGCUGGCUCAAUGCUCCACUCCUGGGGUGUUGAAGUCGAGGUAGUAGAGACCCCCUCACAACUGCGCAAGAAGGUGGGCUGGUUUUCCGGGGGCGCGCUCCGGCAGAGCAGCGAGGCCUGGGCUGAGAACAGCGAGCUGACAGCGAGUGACGUCACCUACUUGGUCGAAGUGACGGAAGCGGCAGCGACCGAGGGCCUCUCGGCGCCGGUGGCGCCGCACCGGACGUCCGUCGACGGGAUCGCCCGCCUUUCCGGCGACGGAAUGAGUUCCGCCCUCGGAACCCGGCUGGAACCGCUCUCGCGGGCGUUUUCGCUGCCGAGCCCUGUGCCGGCGCGGCGCGCGUACGACGUCGUCAUCGUGGACACGCCAAUGACGUCGUCCCACGGGGAGGAUGACGUCAUGGCGCACGAGCGAGCCAUCGAGCUGAUGCAGCUGGGGUGCGCGUGCGGGGAGCGCGUCCCGACGGUGCUGCUCAUGGCCAAGCACAGCACCGGCCAGAUCACGUUUGACUCCAAAAUGCUGGAGCGCGUAACCCUGCUCUCCCGCCCCGUGCGCAUCAACCCCUUCUACGCGGCGCUCCUCAAGCUGCUUGUGCGCGAGUCGCCCAUCUCCCCAAUUACCGCCAACAACGUCCACCGCACACGAGUCACCGCCGAGGAUCUUCCGCGCGACACGUCGCUGCGCAUCUGCAUCGCGGAGGACAACAUCAUCAACCAGCGCGUGCUGCUGAAACUGCUCAAGUCGAUGGGUUACGCGGGCGUCCGAACCGCGGUUAACGGCGUCCGGUUACUGAAGCUGCUGGAAGAGUCGCCGGCGGAUCUGGUGCUGAUGGAUCUGCAGAUGCCGGAGAUGGACGGGCUCGAGGCGACGCGCCAGAUCAGGUCCGUGUACGGCGAGGCCGAGCGACCCAUCGUCGUGGCGCUGACUGCUGACGUGGGCCCGGGCAUCGAGCAGGAGUGCCGGGACGCGGGAAUGGUUUCGUACCUGUCGAAACCCAUCCAAAAGGAGGAACUGGAGCGCCUGUUCGCGAAGUGCCUCCACCUGAAAGGCCACCCACAGGAGCGGAUGGCGCUCAAAUGGCUGUCGUAG
Messenger RNA from Klebsormidium nitens, 4377 nucleotides. NCBI's taxonomy places the organism in Eukaryota, Viridiplantae, Streptophyta, Klebsormidiophyceae, Klebsormidiales, Klebsormidiaceae. The record is from the annotation of a GenBank genome assembly.